Cinara cedri is the source of this 10624-nucleotide messenger RNA. The record is from the annotation of a GenBank genome assembly. Lineage: Eukaryota; Metazoa; Arthropoda; Insecta; Hemiptera; Aphididae.
UCAAGAGCGCCGCGAGAGUGUGCGGCCGCUGCGGCUUGUCGAUUCGAACAUUCGCGAUUCGUGCGCCUCCACACCCGAUCGUUUUCGUUUUGAUAACAUCGGCAGAGCUUGUGUAUAUUUUUGUGCGAUCGCGUUCGAAAUAUUGACAUUUUAAUAACAAUCGCGAGUCUGUUAGUAUUAUUAUCGUUUUGAUAUAUUAUUAUUGUUAUUAUUUUGUCGUGCCCGUAAUACGCCUACAAUAACCAACAACAAUAUUAUUAUCUCGAGCCACCCGAGGGACCGUCGUUUAAUUACGUCGACCGUGAACGGACAAUUGCUGUUUUGUUUUCGUUUCGUUUUUUUUUUUUUUGCGUUUCGUGUGUACUGUUGCUUCGUGUGACGCAAUAAUAUUGUCAGUAUCCAAAAAGUUUCUCUCCGUUCUUACGUCGGUGUCCGUGUCACACGCUUAGUAAUCUCCGUCCGCACCGAGUAUUCCGUCGUCCCGCCGAUUCAACGUCCUGAACGUACGUCAAUAUGUCGCUGAACACGGCGCACGUACAAGGCGGUGGUUGCCUGAUACACGCAGGCGAAUGGUGAGUCACCGUAGUUACGUAUUAUUAUUAUUAAUUGUUACUACAGUUGUUUUUGUUGAUGCUUCGCCGCUGCUGCGUUGCAAUUGCAGUUGCGAUUUUCCUAUUGUGCGUAAUUUCGGGGUUUCCGGCAGUCGUAUACACGUCGCCCCGAAACUUCCGGCCUCCCGUUUAUUAUAAUUGUUAUUAUUGUUACAAUGCGUUCGGUAUGGUACCCACUCAAAGUCGUUCGAUUUUACUUAAAAUGAAAAACUUUGAUUUUUAUUUUUGGAUAAAUUAAACGGUUCCAUCCGUACGUUGAUGCCAGCACGAUGUGUGUACACAUUUAGAAGGCUCGUCCCGUGUGCUGGACCGUGUCCAAAAACGAUUAGUUGUUCUGCCAACACCUGGUCAAGCCUUUCGAGUCAGUACUUAGCGUUGGUUUUUUUUUUAUUCAUCCGUUUACCUUAUUACUCUUUUCCUUAUCUAAUCAAUCGAGUACAAAAUCAACGUUCUGUAAUCAUGUACUUUGUAUGGAACAAAUUGGAGUUUGUUGUGUUUGGAUACCAGGAAAAAAAAAACCAUAAUUGGUAUGCUUGUUAUUGAUAAUGUUCUAGAAUGUUCUAUAGGCGAAUAUUAGAUACCCAAAAAAAUGUUUGAUUAUCAUAACAAUGAUGCAAUUUUAUGAAACCAUUGAAGUUCUAAUAAUAUGGCCGUUAACAUAUUAACUGAACUUCAAUACAUUUUUAGAUUGUGAGCGAAGCGAGGAAUGUAUUGAUUCUACAAUGAUAGUUAACUAUUAUUUUUUUUUUCAAUUUGAACAACUUUUCCGCCAGAAAUCUUCCUCCGAUUUUCAAGUGUAGUACCUUUUCUGAAAGGGAAUGUUAGUUGUGUGGUACUUUUGGGUUGUCAUUUAUAUAAAAUUUGAAAUUUCAACAGAAACCUUAUAAUUCCCUUUUCGAGUUAUGGUAACAUUUUUAAAACUUUAGCAAUUUUUGAACUAUUUAUAGACAUUUUAAUUUUGAGUUUUUUUUAUGUCGUUUUCAUUCAGUAGGUACUCUGUGGAUAAAACUGUCGGAAACAUUAAAACAACCAGAAGUGUUUGAAAGUAUAACAGGAGGUUCAUUAUAAGUCAUACUGUGUGGUCAAAAGAAAAAUUGUGUGUACAAAAUGUAGAAUAUUUUUUAUAAGAAUUUUAAUAUCAUAUUUUUACAAAUAUCAUAAAUAUUAUAGACUUUGACCAAACUCUGCUUAGAAUUGUUUUUUGUUAGUAAUGAUUAAUCCUCGUAUUCAGAUAUAUAUAUUAAAUUCCCCUAUAUAUUCUACCUUCUCAAUUUCUCGCCUACAACAGUGAUUCACCUAUCGUGCAAAAAAUGUUCAGUCUUUUUAGGGGUCUUUUCAUCAAUCUCAAGUAAUUUAGUUAGGUAUGUUUAAUUAUAAUAGAAAAUUAGAAAGAAAAAUAAAUCUAAGCCAACUUUGCAUCAUACAUACCUACUCAAUAUUUUCACAUUUCUAUCAUAUUCGAAAAACAUUUUUAAUUUGGUUGUAUUUUCAUUCUAAGUGGCCUAGUUUAAUGACAUAACAAUUAUAAUUUUAGAUUAGUUGUUAGUAGUAAGUUAACUGAUGUAUAUAAAGAUUUUAUAAUAUCUUGACAUUGACAAAUAUAAAGAUUUACCUACCUAAUAAGGUAUUUUUAUUUUAUUCCAUAGUUUUAGUUAGUUACCUACUUGUCUUAAAUUAAAACACUAAGUAUUAACUUAAUGAAAUUCUAAAUUUUGUGUACUUCAUUUUUUAGUAUAAUUUUGUUUACUGAUGCUGUAACAAUUGACUUUCAUGGACAAGAUGGCAGAGCAUUUCAUGGUUCAAAAGUGGGAAAACUGUUUUUAACCACUCAUCGUUUAAUUUUUAUCAACAAAUCCGACAAAGAUGAGCUGUUAUCAUUUAGUAUGCCCUUUAUCACCAUCAAAGAUGUAAUAAUUUCAAUUAUUUAAUUCUAUCUUUUUGAGUCUUAAAUACCUAUGUGUUGUCUGUAAAAAAUCAGGUGGAAUUGGAACAACCUGUAUUCGGUUCAAAUUAUAUUAAAGGAAAAGUGCGUGCACAACCCAACGGAAAUUGGGUAGGUGAAGCAAAAUUUAAAUUAAUUUUCAAGAAAGGAGGCGCUAUCGAUUUUGGAACAGCUAUGUUAAGGGCAGCAUCAAUGAGUAUGUUUGUUUUAUAUAAAUGUAUCUGUAUAAACUUAAUAUGAGUACUUUAGUAAAUGUUGUUGAUUAUUUUUGUUUAGCUAACAGUAACUACCCUCAAAUGGACAAUCCUCCACCGUACGCUCCACCUGAAGGUCCAUAUUAUAUGGCCGAUGUUCCAUAUGGAGUACCUCCUCCUGGAUAUUAUGGAUGGAUGCCUUCUACUGCGGCUUUCCCAGAUGCACCACCUUGUAAAAAUUUAUAUACAUUUUUUUUCUCAAACAGUAUAAUUUAUUUAGUUAGAUACCUGUUAGAAUUUAAAUAUUCAUUUGUUCUCAUAAUUUUGUUUUAAACAUAUUUUAUUUUAAAGAAGUAGAGAUAAGUUAGUUUAAGUAGAAAAAUGAAAUAACCUAACUGAUAUUGUGUUUUUUGUUUAGCUCAAUCUGUGUAUAGAACAGAUGUACCUCCUCCGUAUCCAGGAAUUAUUGGUUUUGCAGGUAAUCCUGGUUAUGCAAGUGCUCCACCUGCACAAACAGCUCCACCCCCACAACAAUUUAAUGGACAAGGUAUUAUAAACGAUUUUGAAUAUGGUUUAUUGUAUUUUUGUGAAAUAAUAAGAUACGUUUCCUGAUUUUUAAUUUAUUAAAUUUUAAACUUCAAACUUCAUGGUAAUGUAAAAACAUUGUAUCAAAUUGUUAAUCGUUUUGAGAAGCCAAAACAAUCUUAUCCACAUAAAACUUAAAAAAAAAUAAUAGAAAAUUUGAAAUGAUUUAAUUGCUUGGAAAUAGAAAAUAUUUUACUGCAAUUAAAGUAGGUAAAAGUUUUAUGUGAAAAUUGCGUUUAUGUACAAUUAUUUUAAACUGAAUUAGAAAAAAAAUCUAUAAUAAAUACAAAACAACAUUAUUGGGUAAAUAUAUCUGGUUUGUAACUUCCUAAUCUUUACUGAAUACGUUACUGUUAUAUAGUAUUGAAGUUUUCAUCAAACUGUUGAAUAUGAAAGUUUUAAACUAAUAGAUAAUAUUAAUGUGUCAUUUUAUUUUUUAUUUUCAAACUAGAAUAUAACAUAUACCAUGUGACCCAUUUAAGUGGGUACACUCAUUAUCUGAAAGUAUUAACUUUUUCCGGAAUUUGGUUCUAGAACAUAAAAGAAACAAGCUACACUACAAUUUUAUAUUUAUUGUAUUUUUAUCACGUUUAUUUAAAAUCACUUCUUAAUUUUUAUUUUAAAAUAGUAAACUAUAUAGAAUAACAUAAAUAAAUGGAGUAUUAGUUAAAAUAAAUUUUAGUGUUGAAAUUUUAGAUUUCCAUCAAUUCUUUGACGAGAUAUUUCACUUUUAAAUUUGGGUUGAAGGAGAGUAGUGGAGAAUUAUUUGUAUUUGUGUGGCAUGUUAAUAAUACAAAUUUUCCUUAAAUAUUCACGAAAACAAAUUCUUAAAGAAGUUAAUAUUUUUCGAGAUAAUAGGUGUACCCUUAAAUGGAUCACUUGGUAAACAAUGUGUCCCACCAUGUAUAUUCGACAGAUUUUUAUAAAUCUAUUAAUAUUAGCUAUUUUUCAAUCGGUCUUCGAGGAGGAUAUUGAUUUGGAAAAUAAUUACAUUUUUAUUUUCAUCCCCUAAACACAAAAAACUUUAUUUAUUCACUUUAUAAAAUUUUCAAAUUAGUAAGUGAAUAAUAAUCACAAUUGCUGCACGGUAAUUCCUUAUCGCAACAGUGGUUUAUUGAAUAUUAAUUGUUUUCACACUUAUUUUCUAAAAAUUUAAAUGGCUAUUAUUACUAAGAAAUUAUUUAUCAGACAUUAUUGUAUGAUACAUUAAAAUUUUUAGAUUAAUAUCUUUUAUAAAAUGGUGAUUUUGAAAAUUUUGUAAGUGAAUAAAGUUAUUUUUUUUUAUGUUUAGGGGAUUAACAUAAAAAUUAAAUUUAUUUUCCGAAUUGAUUUCCCCCUUGAAGACAAAUCGAUUGAAAUUUUAAAAUUUAAAAAUAUUUAAUAUUCAUAGAUCCAGAAAAAUCCUUUUAACAUAGUAGGACACAUUGUAUUGAUGAUAAAGUAUCAAUUUCAUUGAUAUCAUAUAUUGAGCACCUACAUCAUACAUGCAAUUUCACCAACAAGAAAAUAUAUUAUAGAUGGCGACUAUCAGUUUAUCAGACUAUCAGCCUUUUUUUUAUAUUCUGAGUUGAGGACUGUAUUGGUUUUACAAUGAUUUUUAUUUUUUAACAUUUUUUUUUAACUGAUCACUUUUUCUACCAGAAAGUUUACUCCAAUUAUUAAGUGUAGCACCUUUCCUGAAAGAUUUCUGGGUGGUACUUUAGAGAGGUUUUUUUUUUGUAAUUCUCAUUAAUAUUUAAGAUAACGAGGAAACAUGGUUCUUUAGGUUCAAAAAAGAUUGAAAGAUUAAAAAUGUUUAUUUUUUAUUAUUUUAAUAUUUUUUAAACAAUCAUUGCUAUCAUGGAAACGCACAUUCUUGUUAUCAUAAUGACAUGUAUAUUGUUCAUAAAGCAACACUAUCAAUUAAACUUCGCUCAGAAUCAUUUUUUCGUUAGCAAUGAUUUGUCAUUGCUUACAUAUAUACAAUUAAUUCCCUUCUGUAUUCUACCUUCCCAACUUCCCACCUACAACUGCACCCAUGUGCAAAGUAUAUCCUUAUUUUUUUUAAUAUAAAUUGCUUGAUUUAUCAAAUACUAUUAAUGUUAAAUCAAUGAUAAAAUAAUAUUGUUAUGGACAGUCAUAUAUUAUACCACUGGUGGGCUCCUGUUAUACGAUAAAAAUUGGGAAGGUAGGAUAUUGAAAGGAAUUUUAUUUUUAUCUGUUUGUAGAAAUUUGUUAUUGCUAAUGAAAAACUACUGAAUGGAGCUCAGUCAAUAGUAUUGCUUUUUAAACAAUGUGCGUUUUCACAACAAUGAUUGUUUAAAAAAGAUUUAAAAAUUUAAAAUAAUAAUAAAAACGGUUGUUAAUGACAACCUUAUUUUUAAUCUUUUUUAACCUAGAGAAUGUAUUUUUCUUUAUUAUCUCAAAUAUUAAUAAGAAUUUCAAAGAAUGAACUUUUUAAAUUACCAACUAGAGCUAAAAUGCAACAAAAAAGGUCUUUUGCAAUGUUUAAAUUGGAGCAAGAUUUCUAGGAAAAUUUGUACAUAAUACAUAUAUACAGGGUGAUCAAUCUGAUCAUAAGACACUCAUUAUGUUGGAAAGCAUUAAAUUUUUCCGAAAUUAAUUUUCCAGAAUAUUAAUGAAACAAGCUGCUCUAAAAUUGUAUAUUCAUGUUAUUUUUAGGGGUAAAAUCAACUACUACCUACUUUUAUUUUUCAAAUGGCAAUCUAUAUUAAAAAUUCUUUAAAUAGAUGGACUAUUAAUUAAAAUAAAUGUUAGUGUUCAAAUGUUUGAUUUCUAUCAGUUUAUUAACCAGAUAUUCCACUUUUAACUUAAGGUUGGAGAAGAGUAGUGGAAGAGUGGAGUAUUAUUUGUGUGAAGGUACAGUGCGCGGCUUGUCAAUAAUGCGGACUACCAAUCUCCCCCAACCCAUACUUAAAAGUGAAAAAACUCGUCAACAGAUUGACGGAAAUCAAAAAUGUCAACACUAAAAAUUUAUUUCAACUAAUAUUUCGUCUAUGUAUUGAAUUUUUAAUAUAAGUUGCCAUUUGAAAAUCAAAAGUAGAAAGUGGUUUUACCCCAAAAAAUAAGGGUGACAAAAAGUAACAUAAAUAUUAAAUUGUAGAGCAACUUGUUUUGAAAUAUUCUUUAAAAAAAUGUCCGUAAAAGUAAAUACUUUCCAAGAUAAUGAGUGUAUCCAUUUAAAUGAAUCACCUAGUAUAAAUUCUGGCAGUUCUAUAAAUUAAAAUGUUGUCAAUAAUUGAUAUUUAUCGGAGACCAAUCAAAAUAGCACACGAGUGCCAUAAAUCUGACUACAUUUCUAAUUUACAAUCUUAAUGCACAAAGAAGAUAAAAAAUGUUACAAGAAAGUUGUUAUAGAAUUUUUGAUUGAAGUAAGAUUUGUUAUCUCAGAAAGAUUACGAGUCUUCCAAUAUAUUGAUCACCAUAUAUGUAUAUAAAAUAAAAUAAACAUUGUAAAACCAAGUUAUAAUCUAAAAUUUUUAAAUUUUAAAGUAACAGAUGCAUAAUAUUUACAGAUGUUAAAGCAGCAGAAGCAGCACAAAGUGCAUACUUUGAUCCAAAUCGACCACAAAUGGCUUAUGUUCCACCACCAUCAUAUUAUGUAAGUUUUGUUUAGUUUUGCUUAAAAAAAGUUUAUGUUUUGUAAAUAUUUAUAACAUAUAAAUCUAUUGCCUAUUUUUUUCUAAACACAUUUUUAAUUUUAGAAUACAAAUUUGUUAAUGAAAUAUUAAAAUGAGUUUAUUGUCAAACAUUAUGUACACACAAAGUCGAAUAAACUAUAAUAUUAUCUCGCAGAUAGAAACUUUCAAAUAUAAUUAUUGUUGAUUAAUAUUAUUUAAUAUAAUUGUCCAAUUUGAAAAAUAUGGCAACCAAAAAUUACUUUAAAAUUUGGGGUAGUCAAUGUAAAUAAACUACAUAAAUUUAUACUUUUGGAGAUGUAAUCCUAGAUUACAGGGUAGUUAAAAGUUAUUAUCUUAAAUUACCUGUUUAUCACAUUAAUCAAUGUGAAGUAAUAAAAAAAAAAAAAAAAUGUUUAUCUAGGUACUUGAUUUAAAACCAUAAAAUUAAUUUUAAAUGUUAUGAUAUUUCUUUAUUAGAUAUUCUGAUUAAAUAUCAAGAAGAAAAAUAAAGAAAUAUGUGGACAUACUUUGUAUGAUGGGUUUGGCUACUGCUGUAGGUGAGAAGUUAGGAAAUUUAAUAAAUAUCUGUACGCAACAAUUAUUCUUUGUUAACAAAAAACUAUUCUGAGCGGAGUUUAAUUAUACAUUUUUUAAAAGGCCAUAAUAUUUACGAUUUGAAAAUAAUACUCAUUUAUCUCAUUUAUUAUGAAGUCCUCUGAGAAAAUUAAAAAAAACUCAAAAUACCACCCCUGUUAAAUUUACUUUCAGGAAUAGUGCUACCCAUGAAAUUUAGAGCAACAUUUUUGCUAGAAAAGUUUUUCAUAGAAAAAAAAAAAUAAAUAUCAUUGUAGAACCAAUAAAUUCCUUGCUCUGCUAAGAAUCUAAAAAAAGUAAUUUAAUAUUUAAAUUUUUUUUUCAUAUUGUAUUGUAAAUAUAUUAUAAAUUUAAUAUAAAAUUGAGUUUUUGAUAAACAUUAUUGGUAACCGUGAUUUAUUUACAAAUUAUUUAAAAAUAAAUUGUGAAAACAAGAAGAGAUUGUGACAUUACAAUUGUUCGCGAUCUAUUAGUUAAUUGUUAUCAACCCAUAAGCCAUCACUGAUAUUAAAUAAUUUAGUUAUUUAUAUUUAUUAUUUUUAAAACAUUUUUAUUAUCUUGAAAUAAGAUAAAUACAUAAUUUAUCUAAUUCCUUCGUUUCAAACUAUUUUUAAAAUCUAGGUGUUUUAAUGUUUUUAGAAGUUGCAUUUAUUUAAUUAUUACGAAAACCAUAUUAAUUAAAUUUGUGGUUUUGGUUUAAUGCAUGUGAUAAGUAACAUUUUUUAAAACUAAACUUGUUUAAAUAGCUUUGUAUUAUGAAAUGUUUUUCUGCUAUUUUAGAAAAUAACAGUUUCUUAAAUUAUACAUAAAAAAAAAACAGUUUGUAAUUUUCUUCGAACUUUAAACAUUAAUUAUUGUUCUCCAAUUUAAAAUGUACUGGUCUUAAACUUCAAAAAGUUAUAAUAAAAAAAAUAAAUAAUAUUUUUCAUAUUAAAUAUUGAAAAACCGUGAAAUAUGAAUGGAUGAAUAUAUUUAUAUUUAUUUUUUUAAGAAAUAAUUAACAAUAUUUACAUAAAAUAUACUGGGAGUAAGAAUGUAUAGUUGAAUAGAAUUUUCAGACAAAUGUUUGUCUGAAAAUUUUUUUAUGUUAAUGUACUAUUAUGAAAUAGUAUAUUAUAUAAUUUUUUAAUAUAAUUUUACUUUAGGCUAUAAAAUUAAUAUUAAUCAAUUUCAAUAAUCUCAAUGUUAAAUAAAUGUAUUCAAACCUAUUAGAAACCAAUUGUUAUAAAUGUUAAACUAAUAUUGUAAUAAUGAUAUUAUAUACUAAUUUACAAAUUAUUAAUUUAACAUUUAGCUUGUAUAUCUAAUAAAUUUAACUAUACUAAAUGUGAAUUUUUGUUUUUUCAUGUUCAGGAACUUCCCCCGCCUUAUAAAGAAGCGGAAAAUAAGAAGAAUGAUUAAAACUACAACAAAACACGUCUGGUGUUCACAUUCCACUGAUUGAUUUGUAUAAUUGUAUUGUUUUUCGUAAGUGCUCUUGAAUCUUGCAAAUAUUUAAAGUAAAAAAAAAAAUAAAAAAAAAAAAUGUGAUUUUGUGUAUUGCAUGAUUUCAAUGAUAUAUAUAUCUUACAAUUAUUAGUCAAUAUGGAGAUAAUUACCAUCAUGUUUAAAAUACUGUAAAUGAGAAAUCGCUCAUAAAUUUAUUGUUUUUUUUUUGUUGUGUCUAACAUAUUAUAGUAGAUAAACUAAGAGCACAGAAAUGUAUGCCUAAAAUACUUCCUUAUGUGUUUCUUACCUUUAGUCAACGUGUAAUGUUUUUAUUUUAUUUUGUAUAUUUCAUCUCUCGAGUCAACUGAGUAACUUUCAUUUUGUUAUUUACACACUGUGUUUUGUUAUCAUUACUAUUUGAGAGAAAACCAUAAGUACAUUAAUAAUUAUUGCUCUUGUAAAUAUUUUUCAUUAUAAUUAAAUAAUAUCAUAAUAUUCUUAAACCUUGUUGAAUAUUAUAAUACAAUUUGGUUUUAUUAUAUAAGAUAUAUUAUAUAUUUUUUCACAAUCACGCAAAAUAGAUUAAUUGUUGUAGGUUUUUGAUUUAUGGGCGGUUUCUAUUUUAAUCUACAUGGUUAUUACAAUAAUAAAAUAUAUACUAUUUUUAUACACUUAUUCUGUUUCAUUUCAUUUACUCUUACAAAACAAGAACCUUAUAUUCUUCGUAAUAAAAGUUAAUUGAAUAAUUAUUAUUUAUUUAAUAAAUUCUAUUAAAUAUUGUGAAUUAUUUUAUGUGAUUUUGGCCUGUAAGGAAUUAUAUUAAUAUUAUUAUUAUUAUUGUAUUUAUAAUAAUCAAUUAUUAUUAUUGAUCAUUUGGCUUGGUUAGAUAGAUUACACAUAAAAAUCCUACACGUGUGUAGUAAUAUUUAUCUUGUAGUUAUUAUUAUUAUAUUUUACUAUAUGAAAGUUAUAAUAUGUUUUUUUAUUUAUAUAUGUAUAAUAAUUAUGAAAUAUUGUGUAAACACAUACUCCAUUGUGUGAAAUAUUUAUCAUAAAUAAUAUAUUAUAAUUUUUUUGAGAGAAAAUCAUAUGUCAAACCUACAUAGUUUGUGCUAAGUAGACAACUUAUAUUGAAAUGUUAUUCAAUAAUUAUUAUUGUCACUAGAUGAAUACCUGUGUCCAAUAUUAUUGUGGUAUACACCCGAGAUAAGCAAUGGACAAGAUGAUCUAGUUAGUGAGGAUAAUAAGGUACAUAAUUGAAUGGUAGAUGUUUAUUGUUUAGCAGUAAAUUUAUCGAUCUAUAGAUUAUUUAUUAUUAUAAUAUAUUUAAAUAAAAAACAGCCAAAUUAUAUAGGCUUUUUAUAUAUAUAUACAACUUUAAAAAAAAAAAAUGAACUGCUCAUUUUGUGUGUUGCCUUUUGUUACAGUUGGUAUUAGUUAAUACAUUUAGUUGUACAUUAUCUAUAGAAAUUGGUUUUAAGUUAUAAAAAAAAUAACAAAAAAAUAAUUAUGUAAAUUAAAAUUAAGGUUAAUAAAUUGAUGCUAGUACAGUAAUAACGAUUAUUAUAUUUAAAAAUUUAAGUGGAAAUUUAUUAUAAUAUAAUAUAUUUAAUAUAUAAUUAUAAUAUAAUAAAUAUUAUGUAAUGUGUC